AUGUAUGAGGUAACUGCAGCAGCCAUGCAGCAAGACAUGCAUCAGCAAGAACAACGAAAUACGUCACUUAACGCUGAAGAAAAUAAUUCUGAAGCUAUGACAACGCUUUGGCCUGACAGCCGAUGCUACCUGCGAAAUCUGGCAUUCGGCCGCGAGUGUCGCAGCAUAUUUAAUCUUGAGCCCAAUACUGUCUUCCUUAAUCAGAAUGCAUAUGGCGUGGCCCCAAAGCCCGUCAUGCAGGCUCAAGCCCACUUUGUCAAUAAGAUGGAGAUGAAUCCUGACCGCUUCAUGCGCCGUGACGUGCCUGUGAUGCUGCGUCAGGCAGCGUCACACCUUGCACGUUUUAUAAAUGCAGAUACAGAAGAUCUCGUAUUUGUGACUAAUGCCACAACAGGAAUGAACGCCGUGUUGCAAUCGCUAGACCUACAAAAUGAUGACGAAGUGCUGUGCCUUAAUCUCACAUACUCAGCAGUGCUUAACACGUUGCGUCAUCUGUGCUACUGUACGCAAGAAUUCGUUGAGCUGAAGGUAGUAGAUGUCGUGCUACCUAUCGAGAGUUAUGAUGCGUUGGUUCAGCAAGUAGUGGAUGCAAUUACAUCAAAUACACGAUUAGCUGUGCUGGAUCACAUUGCCAGCACCACAGGAUUUGUGUUGCCUCUGGAAAAACUUAUUCCGAUCUUUCAUGCGCGUAACAUUCCCGUCUUGGUUGAUGGUGCUAGCGCACCUGGGCAAUUGCCUCUAAAUCUUAAUGAGCUGGGUGCUGAGUUUUAUGUGGGUACGGCCUAUAAGUGGUUGUUCAGCUGCAAGUCAUGCUCAUUUCUGCAUGUGAACAAAACGUACCAGAAUACUGUACGGCCCGUCGUGACAUCCCUGGCUUACGGUCAGGGUUUCUUAGAAGAGUUUGCAAUACAAGGCACAAGAGAUGAAGCUAACUUUCUCACAAUUGUGUCAUCGCUAGACUUUUACGAAAGUGUUGGCGUGAAUCGCGUCUACGCCCACAAUAAGUCGCUUAUUGAUUGGGCUGGCGAGUAUUUGGCUACAACGUGGAAAACGAAUGUUUUGCUGCCUGCGUGGCAGCGCGCCCCAUUCGUAUGUAAUGUGCGCAUACCGGUGGAGUGGCCAACCAAUUUAGACAACAGUCCACUAUCCCACGAGGAGGCAUUACCGUUAUGUGAUGCCAUUAUGGACUUUUUGGACGAUCAGUAUCACAUUGUUGUGCGUGUGGUGCCGUUUCAAAAUCAGCUUUAUGUGCGCAUCAGCGCGCAAAUGUACAAUGAGCGAAAAGACUACGAGCAGCUGGGUCAGGCCAUGCUUGAGGUGACAAGCACUCCUACUUUAGACGACUAUCUCGCUCGUUUGCGAAUUUAG
This is a messenger RNA of Plasmopara halstedii, 1368 nucleotides long. RefSeq names its product isopenicillin n-epimerase. The record is from RefSeq and is a predicted model, not a curated record. The transcript has 2 exons. The coding region runs from base 1 to 1368 and encodes 455 amino acids. NCBI's taxonomy places the organism in Eukaryota, Oomycota, Peronosporomycetes, Peronosporales, Peronosporaceae.